AUGGCAGAUGAUAUCGACAGAGAAAUUGAAAACUCAAAGGAGUCGGAAAAAGAACGAAAUAGAGACUGGGCUAGCCUUCCAACUGAUCUUCUUUGUUUGAUGCUUCCUCAUCUCUUUCUUGGUGAUAUCAAGCGGUUUCAUAACGUCUGUAGAUCAUGGCAAUUGACUACAACUCCAUCGGUACAAUCUCCGGUGCUUAUGUCUAUUGGGAAUGAUAACACGAGAUGCAAAUUCUUCCACCCACUCUACAAGAGCCCUUACAGCAUAUACAUUCCUGAAUUAUUCUAUGCAGUACCAAGAUUUUGUAAAGAUGGUUGGCUGCUUAUGUCUAGAGGCGAGCACUCAAUGUUCUUCUUUAAUCCAUUCACAAAGGCAUUGAUUAACUUGCCUGAUUUACGUGAAAAGUACAAUUUUCAAGGGAUAACAUUCACAUCUUCUCCGACAUUGUCCGACUGCAUGAUUUUUGGCAUUAAUGUCUACUUUGAUGAGUGGUUUUCGAUAUCAACCAUUUGCCGCGGAGAAGAAAGUUGGCAGCAAUUGUGUGGUGAAAAUAACUCGCCCUUUUUCAUCUCUGACUGUAAUCCAGUCUUUCACCAUGGAGAGUUCUAUUGUUUGGGUCAACAUGGGAAUCUGGGAGUCUUCAAUCCUGAUGAAAACUAUUGGAGAGUCCUUGACAAGCCUCAUAGGCAGCCUGAGCCACCCGAUCCCCUCCUUACACACGAGCGUAACUUUUUGGUGGAAUGCAAUGGGGAGCUACUAUCAGUGUCUAUGAGUUUCAUGGGGAGGUCGAUAUCUGUUUCCAAGUUGGAUAGUGUUGAGAUGACGUGGCAUAAAGUCGACAACUUGGGCGACCAAAUGUUAUUUGCGAGCAACACAUCAUCUCUUUCAGCAAAGAGAGUGGUACAAGGAAUGGAGAACAAGAUUUAUCUUCCCAAAAUCCAUGGAAAAUGCGGGGUGUUCUACUCUCUAGCUAGUCAAUUGUUUCAAACAUUUGGAAAUGAUUUCUCUCGUAAGGAUUGGUACGGGACAGGGGAGCUCUUGAGUUGCUGUUGGAUUGAGCCAAAAGCUGAUACUUCUUAUUCCAAAGAAGAACUCAACUGGUUUGAAGACGCUUAGGUAAAUCUUGGGGUGGAGUAAUUGAACACAAGAACUUCUCCUCAUGGUGUUUAGAUAUUUUCAAGCUGGACUUGUCCAUUUUAGAGUGGGUGAAGGUGGAGAGCCUAGGGGACCGCACGUUCUUCAUCAAUGAAGAUGCCAUCUGCAUCUCGUGCUCCUCCACAAAAUCAGGUACUUUGGGAAACUCAAUUUACUUCAUGCGGCAUGACGAUGAAAGUAUGUACGUAUUCGACGUUGAGGAGAAGUGCAGCUAUUCCCACCAUCCCUGUCCCUAU
Molecule: messenger RNA, 1391 nt
Organism: Rhododendron vialii
Lineage: Eukaryota; Viridiplantae; Streptophyta; Magnoliopsida; Ericales; Ericaceae
Product: F-box/kelch-repeat protein At1g57790-like
Exons: 1
Coding region: 1-1116 (371 amino acids)
Molecular function (GO): protein binding
Source: RefSeq, a predicted model, not a curated record